GCUCCGCGCCCCGCGCAGCUGCCCGCGGGUCUCCGGCCCUGCUCCGCGCUCCGCACCUCCCCCUUCCCCCCCUUUUUUUUUCUUUUUUUCUUUUUUUUUCCCUUUCCCCCUCCCCUUUCCCCUCUCCCCGUUUUUCUUCUCCUUCCCUCCCCGUGCCCCGUUUGCAUGCAUUGUCUGUCUCCCAAGAUGGUUUGUGAGACCAAGAUCGUGGCGGAAGACCAUGACUCAAUCCCGGGAGCCAAAAAAGACACCAUCAUUGUUUCUUCCUCCCAAAUGUGGCCCACCCUCUCAGGUUCCCCCUCCUCCCCUCCUGCUCCCCUUGGUACCCCCAAAGAAGAACCCAAACGCGACAACGUCUACAUCCGCGAAUUCCACCCCUCCGAACAGGAGGUGGUGCGCCGCAUUUUCUACGAAGGUAUCAUGGAGCGGAUCCCCAACACGGCCUUCAGAGGGUUAAAACAGCAGCCCCUCACCCAGCUGCUCUACGCGCUGAUGGCGGUAAUGUGCUUUGUUGUGACCAAGUCCUUCCUGCUGACCUGCUGCUUGCCUAUCUUUCUGAUGGGCAUGAGGUACUACUUCAGCAGAAAAGUUAUCCUCCACUAUCUCGAUUGUGCGCUGCAUACGGACAUGUCUGAUAUCGAGCAAUAUUACAUGAAACCACCAGGCUCCUGCUUCUGGGUGGCUGUCCUGGAUGGCAACGUGGUGGGGAUUGUGGCAGCGCGGGGCAAUGAGGAGGACAACACAGUGGAGCUGCGCCGCAUGUCUGUCGACUCCAACUACCGUGGCAAGGGGAUUGCCAAGGCCCUGGGCCGCAAGGUGCUGGAGUUUGCCAUGCUCAACAACUACUCCUCCGUCGUACUGGGGACCACAGCUGUGAAGAUGGCGGCCCACAAGCUCUACGAGUCCUUGGGCUUCAAGCACGUGGGUGUGGUUGAACAUUACGCGCUCCCGGGGAUGACGCACUCCUUGCUGGAGAGAAUGUUCUUCCAGCUUCGCUACCACCGCUACCGCCUGCAGCUCCGUGAAGAAUAAAACCCAACCACCAAGCAAAAAAGCUAUUUUUCUCCUCCCCCCCUCCCAAAAAAAGAAAAAUAAUAAUAAAUUACCCUUCUCUUUCUUGUCACCAUUUAUUUGCCAAUUUUGUCUCCCUUCUUGCUCCCUCAUCUCAUCCUGGCUUGCUCCGUGCAGCCUGGUGGCCCAGCCUUGUGCGCUGGAUGUGGUGGGGCUGGAAAUCAGCAUCCUGCAGCCCAGCCUCCUAGGGACCGACAGAAAGCACAGAACCUUCCCCGCAACGUCACACCGCCACUCUGGUGCGCCCAGUGUUCUUUUUUUCCAAGUGUAAGAUAACAUAGCGAUGCAUUCAUCAUAGUGCAGAGAAAAUCACUUGAAUGCAGUUUCCAGUAUUUAACGUACCAGUAAGUACAGAAUAUGCAUCCAUCUUGUCUUUAUUUACUGGUAAAUCGUUUCCAAGGAAAAUGUGGGGGCAGCCCCCAGCCCAACCCGCUUGCUGCAAUGCAUGAAGAGGAAGUGUGUGCACGCACUCCAACACAUCGCACUGCCACCGCGCCACUGAUGCUGCACUUUUUUUGGAUGUGCCUCAUCCUGCCAAAUGUCUGAGAGCCCCUUGGCGUGUCGGAACCACCACAGCUCCAUCCUCAUCUCCUUCCUAAACCAGCAACCAGACUCGAUCCGUCCGAACUCUGAGCCCCGAUGUAACAUAGCCGAAGUGAAGAUCAGCCCCAUCUAUCUCCUGCGCUACCGUCGCCAUGUGUGACCUGCAGUCCUGGGCCAGGCUCCGCAUGUGACUUUCUCUUUGCUGCCUUUUGGGGUGGGUGUUCUUUUUGUUUGUUUGUUUGGUUUGAUUUUAUUAUUUUUAAUUUUUGUUGUUGUUCAUUUUUAGUUCUGGCUUUUGCUGAAUGGUGUCAUUGAGGCAUAAUGGAGGCUGCAGUUCCUAUGGUAACACAUUUGCACAUUAAUGUGCGCACCAACUCCGAGCACUUCAGAGGAGCAAUGUGACAGAUAAUAGCAUUUUGGGGAGCUCUGGGGGGUGGGGGGCACGUACUUAUUAUCUUAACCAGCUGCUUGUUUGAUCCAUGUAGAUGGCCUCACUGCAGCCUGCCAUAAAAGGUAAUUAACCGCUUUAAUGAUGUCAGAUUUGUGAAUUGUACAAUGCAAAAAGCAAUGCAAAGCAGAUCCGGCAUGUGUCUGUACCCAGUAUGUAUGUACAGUGCCUGCCAACUAAGAGUAACCAAGGCUACAGCUUCUCCUAGCCUGAAAUAUCAACUUUUAUAACUUAUUUAAACAAAUAGCAACUUUGCAUGAAUUACGUCUUGGGGGGAGGGGAAAAAAAGAAGUUGAGUAGAUUUUACUUUUCAAAUGUGG
This is a messenger RNA of Lagopus leucura (white-tailed ptarmigan), 2382 nucleotides long. It is a transcript of the gene ASPNAT, whose product is annotated as N-acetyltransferase 8 like. Gene Ontology annotation, molecular function: L-aspartate N-acetyltransferase activity. Gene Ontology annotation, cellular component: mitochondrial membrane. Bases 166 to 1032 code for a protein of 288 amino acids. Lineage: Eukaryota; Metazoa; Chordata; Aves; Galliformes; Phasianidae. The record is from RefSeq and is a predicted model, not a curated record. The transcript is spliced from 3 exons.